ACAUGAUUGGAAACCUUGUGAUUGCCCUGACGUUGUCAUUCAAGCAACAUGGUGUAACAGUUUGGUAUUCGCAAAUACAGCUGCUCAUAGUCUGAUCAUGGAGUAUAACAAAAUGAACAGUGACCUUUUACUCUUUUUUUUUUUUAAUGUUCAACUGUCCCUCCCUUGAUUUCCCACAAUCACGUUGAAGAUUCAGUAAAAAAAAAAUGGCAGAAUCUCAAUAUCAGACUGAUUGCAAUGGCAACAGAAGGCCAGCUCAGAAAAAAGCCAAGCCUUCCACCAAAUCCAUUAAACGCAAGAGUUUGAAGCCAACAAGCAUGUCGAAGGUCAGAGCUCGGGUCGAUAUUGGAUCGGCAUUUGAAAGGUGGAUUGCUCUGAAAAAAGCAAAGGGAUUGAACUCUAACCGAGAAGUGGCUGCAUGUCUUCUGGAUGCCAUGGAGAGCACGCCCUCCGGUUCAGCCUCCACUGGAUCCAGUAAUGGGAAAAUGAAAUUCUCCCAAUUGGAACUGCAGGCGCUAGUCGAGCAGGAGGUUCACAGGGCAGUAACAAAGAAAGAAAGCAAGCUACAGGGUUGGAUCGAGACUCUGCUGGAGCUGGAGCGUUGCAUCGACUUUGAAGGCUCCGUCCAGAAACUGGAGGCUAAAAUUAACACCUUAACCACGAGGGCAGAAGCAGCUAUUGCCCACAUGUCAACGACGGAGGAAAAGAGCGCACUUUCAUCCCUCUUAAAUGUGGGAACCAUCAGGUCGAACUCUGCGGAUGAGCAAAUGGAAACCGUGUCACAAGUGCACAGAAAAAGCCCCGGUGAGACGGCCAAGAGACAAAAGCACCUUGAAAUUAAGGUAAAGGCAGAAAGGGCCCUGGAGGAGAUCCAUUCAGAGAAGGAAGCUUUGAUGGCUGCCAUGGCAGAUUUAAGAGAAGACGAGCUUCCUCCUACAGUUCACACUCCUUUUAGCUCCUUUCUGUGUAAGAAAGACGAAGAUGUGGACCAUUUCGAGGAGACCUUUCAGUUUGAGGAUCAGAAAGCCGAGACGGUGAAACUGGAAUGCCUCUCUGCCGGCAAUCCAAAAAGUUCCGCGCACACAGUGUCAGAACAGGACAACCUCCGGUAUCCUCCUCUUCCUGCCACCACUUUCCCCUCCGUCCUGAACAUGGAAGCGGCCUCAUUCAACAUCCCCCAGCAAGUAAAAGUACGUCUGGCGCUGAUCAGGAAACCUCCCGGCCUCUCUGUGCUCUGGAACGUGCAGCCGGAAGACCCGUGCGCGCCGCCCAUGCAGAGUUACAGAAUCUACAUCACCAUGGAAAAAGGGAAGGGCAGCGGCAGCUUCGGUGAAUGGAACAUCCUCGGGGAAGUGAAAGCAGACCGUCUGCCUAUGUGUGUGCUCAUCAGCAAGUACAAGCCCGGACACAAGCUGUGUGUGGCUGUGGUGGGCAAGGACAAGUUCAGCAGGUAUGGACCGUACAGUGAAGUGGUGACUGCCGCUGUACCUGAAUAAGUGACUGGAGGAGGGGGGGGGGGG
Messenger RNA from Labrus mixtus (cuckoo wrasse), 1520 nucleotides. It is a transcript of the gene atf7ip2, whose product is annotated as activating transcription factor 7 interacting protein 2. Gene Ontology annotation, molecular function: protein binding; transcription coregulator activity. Gene Ontology annotation, biological process: regulation of DNA-templated transcription. Lineage: Eukaryota; Metazoa; Chordata; Actinopteri; Labriformes; Labridae. Gene Ontology annotation, cellular component: nucleus; transcription regulator complex. The record is from RefSeq and is a predicted model, not a curated record. Bases 207 to 1496 code for a protein of 429 amino acids. The transcript has 12 exons.